Molecule: messenger RNA, 738 nt
Organism: Eimeria tenella
Lineage: Eukaryota; Apicomplexa; Conoidasida; Eucoccidiorida; Eimeriidae
Product: major sperm protein domain-containing protein, putative
Exons: 2
Coding region: 1-738 (245 amino acids)
Biological process (GO): endoplasmic reticulum membrane organization
Cellular component (GO): endoplasmic reticulum membrane; plasma membrane
Source: RefSeq, a predicted model, not a curated record
AUGCCGCUGCUCGAAGUGCACCCCGAAAAGGUGCUCGAAAUCCCUUUUGCUUUAUUCACAAGUUCAAUUGUUCAAAUUACUUUAAAGAAUGUUUCUUCGCACCCUUUUGUGGCCUACAAAAUCAAAACCACAGCCCCCAAGAGCUACCUCGUCAGGCCCUCCACAGGAGCUGUCCCUCAGGGGGAAAGUCGUUCGGUGCAGAUAGUGCUGCAGGCGCCCACAGAAGAGCCUCCGAAGUCUUCUUCAGAUCGCUUUUUAAUUCAAGCAACUGCUGCUGCUUCUGGAGAAGCUUUGCCGCGGAACUACUGGCUGGAGCUGCCGAAGCAGCAGCUGGAAGAGACGCGGCUCAUUGUGAGCUUCAAGCGCGCAGCAGCAGCAGCAGCAGCAGCAGCAGCAGACGCAGACGCAGCAGCAGCAGCGGCGGGGGCUGCGGGGGACGCGGCGGCGCGCGCGGAGGCGCCCGGGGGCGCCGCCGCGCCCAGCAGCAGCAGCAGCAGCAGCAGCAGCGCAGCAGCAGCAGCAGACCUGCGGCAGCAGUACGACCAGCUGGUGGAGUACACUUUGGCAAUGGAAAGACACAAAGAAGACUUGACGAAAGAAAAUGAAUUGCUGCGGCAGCAGCUAGAAAAGAAGAGCAGCAGCAGCAGCAGCAGCUACAAAGACAUUUGGUAUGUGCCCAUAUACCUUUUUGUUGCAGUGAUGCUGUGGUACCUCUUGGAGCGGAUCUUUCGAGGAUAA